UUAGCAAUUAAAAUAAAGAUAAGAUCCAAAUCCAACCUUUAAACAAAUCUCCAACACAUUUCAAGCAUACAAAAUAAAAGUGCCAAAAGAGGCUUUGGAAUUUUCUCUCAAAAAUGGAAAGCAAAAUCCCGAAAGGUCAAAUAGCAAUAAAAUAGAAAAACCAAAACCCAUUUAAUAAGAGGUAAAUUAGUAAGAAGCAAAGGGCAAAAUAGAAACCCACAAACACUACGUCUCUACGUGUUCGACCUUCAUGGCAAACUUGGCAAGCUAUAAAUUUGGAACCUCUCACUGCAGCAAUCCCCACAGUUUUAGUCAAUCUUAGGGCGCAGUGCCUUUCUCUCUUUCUUAUUUGUUUCUUUUUCUCUAUAGCUUCAUUAACAAGGUGUUUGGUGAAAUUCCUGAGUGAAGUGAAAGAAAUGGGUGUUUCUUUCAAGGUUGCCAGGGUGGGUUCGAGAUAUAAGCCUAAGUUGCUUCAGAUUGAAGAGGACAAUGAAAUUGAAAAUGGCUAUGGAAAUGAUCACCAAGAUAGGCUUAAUGAGGGUAGAUUUGAUCUCAUAGAAGAUAAGGUUGCUGGCCAUUCAAAGGAAUUGGCUGAACCUGCACUGCACCGAGUGUUGGAAGAUCCUGAGGUGUCCUUUUCACUGAAUCUAUUUGAAAAUGGCUUUUCUUUUGGAAAGCCUGCAGAGGUUUUCAAUGAUGUACCAAAGCAGUUGGUUCCUUAUGAUAGAGCCUCAGAGACACUUUUCACUGCCAUUGAGUAUGGAUGGUUACCUGGAGACGUUUUUGAUCAAAUACCUUGCAAGUAUGUCAAUGGAGCAGUUCUUUGUGAGAUUCAAGAUUAUCGUAAUUGUUUGUCCCAGAAGGCAGGCACUGCCGCAGCUGAAAGCUCUCCAACUAUUCAUAAAGUGCUUCUACAGAUGUGUAUGGAGAAUGUUGUAAAGGACAUUUUAUCUAUGUCAAAUGAAUCUUGGUCAUAUGGAGAUCUAUUGGAAGUUGAGUCCCGCAUUCUUAAGGCUUUGCAACCUGAUCUUCAUCUGAAUCCAAACCCAUUGUUGGAUAGGUUUUGUGAAGAAACUCCAACUAAGAAGAUUAAUUUGGGAAUCACCUGGGGUUGGAAAAAGAGAAAGCUAAGUUGUGUACCUAACUCCGACUCACAAAGUGGGAUCUGCUUGCCAAGUAUAGGGAGCACCCAGGAAUCCAAUUUUCAAUUUGGUUUAGCAUAUCAUGGUAUAGAAGUCCCAACUUCACAGAAGAAUAUUUCAAGAGUUGUCCCCAGUUUACAAGCGGGUAAGGUUGCACAAGAUAAUAUUCAUAACUAUCAAUCAGUGGAUGGGUGCAACAAAUAUGCUGCAGCGGAUUUGUCUUCACCUACUGCAAGCAUUGGCAGAGAUAAGAGAGAACCUCCUUCAUUAGUUCCUUCUGAGAGGAGCGAAUGUGAAACAGAAACAGUUGAAAGACUUAUCCUUAAGAAACCUAGGCAAGAACCUGACUUCACAUUGGAGCAGCUUCUUGGGAAUCUAGCUGAAAUUGGUCUGUCACCUGAAUUACUGAGGAAAAAUAAUCUGAUGUAUCAACAAGUUGGAGCAGAGAAAAGUAUUCUUGAAAGAUAUCAUGACCUGAGAGGAUCUUUGUCAUUGACAAAUAAAGGUCAGCAUGAAAUUCUAGAAGGAAACCCAAAGCUGCCUACUGGAAUGCCCAAUGUUACUGUGAAACAAGAGCCUCUUGAAACUACUGAUUUUCCCAAUUCAGAUGUUAGGAAGGUCAAAGAUAAAUCCAUUAUAAUGGAUUUGAGAAGUAAUCAAUCUGAUCUUCAGCAACUAUUGCAAAAAUCAACAUUAUCAUUAAAAGCUAAUAGUCAUCCUGCUGUUGCUGUUGACAAAAAUUUGAGAAAUGAAAAUGUUACCCAGAAACUUUUGCCUAGUCCUCAAGUAACUUCUGAUGUUAGAGCUGCAUCAUUAAGAUUGUUACAUGGUGAGUCCUUGCCAGGAGAGGCCUCUGUACCUACAAAGCAAAAGAAGAAUAUUUGUCCCAGAGGCUCAAGAAUAAAGAUGAUUGAUUCACUUGCCGGCACCAGAAAUAAGAGUCCAUUGUCAUUAAAAGCUAAUAGUCAUCCUUCUGUCACUGUUGGAAAAAAUUUGAGAAAUGAAAAUGUUACCCGGAAAGUCUUGCCUAGUCCUCAAGUAACUUCUGAUGUUAGAGCUGCAUCAUUAAGAUUGUUACAUGGUGAGUCCUUGCUAGGAGAGGCAUCUGUACCUACAAAGCAAAAGAAGAAUAUUUGUCCCAGAGGCUCAAGUAUAAAGAUGAUUGAUUCACUUGCCAGCACCAGAAAUAUGAGUACAGCUGAUGCAAUUGCUGCUUCAGGGAAUCUUCAUUCAAACAUGGUUUCAGAUGUCGAAUGUAACCCCUACCUUGAAAGGUUUUUGAAGAUUGGAGGGGUGACCCAAAGGUACAGAAUGAAUGAUGAGCACAAAGUGGAUCAACGGUUGCCAAGUAAACCAUUUUUUCAUACUGCCCUUGUUGCUUUCCAUCUUGCUAAUUCUGAGGACAGAAUGUUGAAAGAUGCUACCACUAAUGGGAUUCCUUUAUCAAAAUGCUUCAUAGAUAGGAAACUUAAUGUUUCCAAGACCAGGACAUUGACGUUUGUACAUGAAGCUUAUGUUUGUCAAAGAAAUGGAAUUUUCCAGGAUGUUAGCGGGGCCCAGAUUAAACUGGUCAUGUCAGAGAUGGUCAAUGAGGGAAAUGUGGAAAUAACUCUUGUUUAUGAACAAGAAGGGAGAGAUUCCAUCAGUUUGCCUCUUUCACCAAACUGUCCUAGUACUCAUUUUGCAGAUCUCUUUGCUGCUCAGUUCCAGUCAUUGUUGGAGAAGGAAGGAUACCGCAUAGCUAGAGAUCACAUACAACCUAUGGUUCUUAAUUCUGAUGGCCAGUCAAGUAGUCAACAUCCAGCUGUUUUCCAGUGUGACACUGCAGCAUGUGGAUCCGUUCUACAGUCAUCUCCAACAUUAAUCCCAGGACCGUCAGCUUCCACACUUCGUCCCAUGAAGAGCAGAAUGUCAGCCCGUAGCUCCUGGCAGCUAUCGUCCCAAAAUAUUCAAUCUAGAAGCCCUCUGCUACCCCCUGUAAACUUCCAGUUGCCCUUCCAAAGCUUGUCCAAUAAUUUAUCCAAACCACAGCUUGACAUUGCUGCACAAGUGAGCCCAAUGAAUCCACAAUGGCCAGAGAUUUUGAACAAACAUGCCCAUUUACAGUUUCAGAUGAUGCAAAGGCAGAGACAACAGGAGCAACUCAUGCAAAAGAAGACAUUGUUGGGAGGAUUGGAUGCAGCUAUGGGCAGUCCAGAUAUAAUGCAAUUGGAUGGUAAUAUUCACAGGAUAGGAGAUGCUGUUAUGGCCUUGGAAGGGCCCAUGAAUUCACCACAAAGGGGACAAGUUCCCUGGAUUGGCAACUUGGGGCAGUUUAAUAAUCUUGGCAGCAAUAUAUCCAGUUUGAAUGAGAGGAAAAAAUGCUUUGGCAUGAUGUCUGAUCACCCUUCUUCACUUCUGGCAAAGCUGGGGCUGGGGGCGCCAGAAGCUGUUGGGGGAGCUAUGAUGAAUCGAAUUCCAAUCCAAAGAAGCAGUGGAGGGGUACAAAUGCAGAGACCAACUAUUCCAGACAUGGCUUUUCUUUCGCAAAAUCAACCACUGCCACAGCCACAGGUACAGCAGCAGUUGCAAAUGCCAUAUUCACAACAGCAAGCAGGUAGACUUGCUGAGCAUGUGAGUUCACCCUUAGGUCAGGUUAACCUACAACAAUUUGAUCAACUACAGCAAAUUGGCACCCUGCAAUGGAGCACCAAAUCAGCAGUACAGGGGACUAAUGAUGGGAAUGCCUUGUGCCAAUGGUAGUUCCUGAAUGAAAAAUAUCAUGUUUUGGCGUGGACGGUAGGACUCUUACCAUAUGACAAUAUGGGGUGCAUGAAUUGGGAGUGUGAUGUAAAUACCCAAAUAGAUGACAUACAAACAUACAGGAAAGUGUUCCUGGCCUUGCGUCUUUUGUUGUUGUUGCCUAGACUAGUGCUGUGUAAAACAUCCGUUCUUGAAAUUUCAAAAUGGUUGGUUUUUGUUUAGUCAGUGGAUUCAACUUUGUUAAGUAUCAAUGAACUUUAAUUUAGUGGUUUUGGAGAUA
Messenger RNA from Hevea brasiliensis (rubber tree), 4164 nucleotides. RefSeq names its product protein PHYTOCHROME-DEPENDENT LATE-FLOWERING. Gene Ontology annotation, cellular component: SAGA complex. The record is from RefSeq and is a predicted model, not a curated record. The transcript is spliced from 12 exons. Gene Ontology annotation, molecular function: transcription coregulator activity. Lineage: Eukaryota; Viridiplantae; Streptophyta; Magnoliopsida; Malpighiales; Euphorbiaceae. The coding region runs from base 417 to 3884 and encodes 1155 amino acids. Gene Ontology annotation, biological process: regulation of transcription by RNA polymerase II.